This is a messenger RNA of Saccostrea cuccullata (small rock oyster), 805 nucleotides long. RefSeq lists its product as uncharacterized. Bases 102 to 572 code for a protein of 156 amino acids. The record is from RefSeq and is a predicted model, not a curated record. The transcript has 5 exons. NCBI's taxonomy places the organism in Eukaryota, Metazoa, Mollusca, Bivalvia, Ostreida, Ostreidae.
UCAUAUACAGUUCAUGAAUAAGCACUAAUAAUUUACGGAACUUCCAACAAAUGUAAACAAAUCUGAGGGGCGUUUCUCUGUCAACAAAAGCACAUGUCGACAUGGUUUCGCUGUCCAGUCUUUUGCAGUCCCCUGUCCAGGCUCUUCUCCGUCCCGCCAUGUGGCUCCCCAUUAUUAAAAAAUUGCACAGCUACAAAGAGGUGUGGACGUGUAAAAAUGAAAACACAGUGAUUUUAAAAGCAAUCAUCGAUUCUCUAGAAAUUUUAAAGGAGCAGGACAAGAAAGGCACAGUUUACGAUAUACAUAAGAUAAGCCAAGAUUUAACUUUUGUGAGAGUUUUUGUCUUCACAUGGGCAGAAUGGUUAGAUGUGAUGGAAUUUAAAGUUCUAAAUGGCAAAGUUGAGGCAAAUUCCUUUUCCUCUGGUCUUUUCCCCCUUUUCAUUCCAUUUAUAAGCAUUGUUAACUGUAUAUUUUUCUGGGUUCCAUUCCUUGAUGAUGGUUUAAACAAAAACAGAAUUUCAUCUCUUAGGACAAUAUUAGAUGCAGAUAUAAAAGACUUCAAAGUUAAUUAAGUAUUCUAAUAGAACAUCAAAACAAUUUCAACACUGCUGUUGAUACUUAAAUUAUUGCAUUUAGACUGUUUUUGGUUUUAUUUUAAGAAACUGUGAUGAUAGACAUGUAGAAUUUCAGAAGUCCUUACAUGUAUGUGAUAUUCAUGAAAUCCAUUAAUUUAUUUUAUUCUAAUGUACACUUGUAUGAUUAUACAUGUAAUUGCAUUUAAUGUACAUAAUAUUGAAUAAAUUUG